GCCGCGAAAACGGUUGAAAGAAAGAUGCGGUGUGUUUGUAGAAAUUAAAUCUCAUCAAAAAAAGAACCGCUUAAUAUUCGCUUUUAAAAUGAUCAUGCGAGAGUAACUGAAGUUCCGACCGUUGUGUUUGCGUUGCAACACAAUCAUCGGCUCCACUUGCGAGAAAUUUAAAUCCGCACUCGACGUCAACGAGGCAAAAAGAUUUGCUACCGCAAAGAAAACUUUUGCGCGUGUCGCGAAUGCACCUUCGUCGGCAAAUAAUUUAAAAACAAAAAAAUCUUAAAUCUCUUUUCUAAACGAAAAGAAAAUCGAAAAAAAAAAACGCGAUUGACGUAAUUUAUUUAUUAUUUUGGCGCGAGUGGUGGCAGUGCGCGUCUUUCAACGACGAUUGCGAAAAUUCGCGGAUUUAAAAUUUAAUUGGAUUUGGGCGCCGGAUAAAUAUUUAUUUUUCACGAUCGAAGUUACGCUAUUGAAAUCUGCGACCCGGGCGCACACACGCGUAAAGGAUGAAUGUGUCGGCUAGUGAUCUCGCUGAAGGCGAUAGGUAAAUUCGAAUGAUUCGGAGCGUCUUUGACGGGAAAAAUGUCGCGCGCGACGCGUCGCGGGUGAACAUGUCGCGGAGACGGUGAAGUAUAUGAGAAAGAGAGAAGUGACGACGUGCCGCCGAUGAUACUCGGCUCGGAGGAGGAAGCCAAUUUGGAUCGAGGCCAAGUCUGAGGGAAUUUCGUUCGCGAACAUGGAGGAAGAAGAGUGUCUCGGCGACGACGCUGGUGUUAAGGAACUUCGGGAAUUACAGGACAAGUACGAGGGGAAGCUGACUGCGUCUCUCUACACGGGAACGUUCUGCGUUGCCGCUGUCGCUUCGCUUAUCGCUCUCGGUGCUUUGUGCAUUACCGACUAUUAUCUGUUCAACGUAAUCGAUCUCGUAUCUGUGUCGGUAUUGACGACCAUGUUCGUCACCUCUUUGACACUUUUGGUGAUCAUCCAAUUGCCCACGACCAUGACAUCCAAACGAUCGAGGAUUUUCAUAGGUCUAACAUCCUCCGUUACUCUCGGUCUAGGAAUUCUAAUAUUAAGAGGCGUUCUACCCUUGUUCGCAUGCAUCCUAUCAAUAAUCGCCGUUUUGCCUAAGAUGAGGUGGCAAAUUCCGCUCAUCAUCGGUUUCAUCCUGACGCUCGCGCACGUAUCAAGAAGACUCAUCUCCGAAGAUUUGUCGAAUUAUUACGUCGUGAUUCAGAUUCUUGUGGAAGCCGUGUUUCUUCUGGCUGCUAUUCUCGCAGGCACGUACUAUAGAAUACUGACGGCGACGGCACAUCGCAAAACAUUUUCCGGCACGAAGACGGUGAUCGAGUCGCGAAUUAAGCUCGAAUGCGAGAGGGAGCAGCAGGAGCAAUUAUUGCUGAGCGUGAUUCCUGCCUACAUCGCAGCGGAGGUAAAAAGAAGUAUUAUGCUGAAAAUGGCGGAUGCUUGUCAGGAAGCUAAUAAGCAUAAGCAAACCACGUUCCAGGAGAUGUAUGUACAGCGACAUAAUAACGUUAGCAUUCUUUAUGCGGAUAUUGUCAACUUCACGCCAUUAUCGGAGCAACUUUCCGCUUCUGAUCUCGUGAAGACACUCAACGAACUCUUCGGUCGAUUCGAUCAAAUAGCACAGGAUAAUCAAUGCAUGAGAAUCAAGAUAUUGGGCGAUUGUUAUUAUUGUGUUUCCGGGUUACCGGUUUCUCGCCCAAAUCAUGCUUACAACUGCGUGAACAUGGGACUGCAAAUGAUCGACGCCAUCAGAUUUGUCCGCGAGGCCACCGGCUUCAACGUCGACAUGAGAAUAGGAAUUCACACGGGGAAUGUGCUGUGCGGAGUCCUCGGUCUACGGAAAUGGCAAUUCGACGUGUGGAGUGACGACGUGACCCUUGCCAAUCACAUGGAGAGCGGCGGUCUGCCAGGACGAGUUCACAUAACAAAGGCCACACUAUUGCAACUGGGUGAUCGGUUUGAAGUCGAGCCAGGCGAUGGAGAAUCCCGGGAAAGUUAUCUUGCUCAGCACAAAGUGGAGACUUUUCUUAUUGUGCCGUCUAAGAAAAAUCGAGAGGAAAAUGGAAUGGAAAACGGCGGAAAUCGUAUACACGGACCUGGACCGAUACCCUCCAGAUCGAGGCCUAGUAGCAAAAUGACAAAAUACGUGGAGUGCUGGGGAGCGGACAAGCCUUUUGCCAAUAUAGCGGAAGCAACAUUAGCAAAGAAUAUUGGCUUAACAAGCAUUGCAAUGAUCGAAUCAAAUCUUUUGGCGAAUAAUACCAACUGCUUCGAUGUACAACAAUGGUGCGGCGGAAGUGAAGAGAUUUCACCUUUCACUUAUAACUUUAAAGACAAGAAUCAGGAACAACUGUAUCAAGAGCAAAGGGAUGAGCAAUACCCUUGGUACGUCGUAGCCUCCAACGUCGUUUACAUGAUGAUGUUCUGCAUCCAGAUUAUUUACUUACCAAGAAGCAUCGCGGUUUACGGUUGCUUCGCAGCCGGUUUAGCAUCUUUGAUUAUAUUUUUUAUGGUUUCGUGGCUCAGUGGAAGAAGCAGCGACGGUACCGAAGAAACCACGAAUCAAAUUGCUCUUAGUCGUAGUGUGAGAAUUUCAGUAUACUUGAUAUCGGCCGUACUUGCUAUCGCAUCAUCAGUAAUCAGUUUGGUCGAAGUCGAUCAAGUCGCUGGAUCCGACAUCGUACCACUGUACUUGUAUUCUCCGGUAAUAGCGUUGGUAGUCGGUUGGACACAUUUGAGAGUCGGUUUCCUGUUAAAAUUGCUCGUAAUGCUGCUGUCAGUUGUUGUGAUACUUUUAGUUUUCUCUCAAGCACCUGUCAUCCAAUUGUAUUACAACGAUCCCAAUUCCAAGUUUUACGGCGUCCAUUAUCUGAUGCAAGUGGGCUAUUUGCUGGCGCUCGUCAGUUUGAUACUACAUAUUCUCGACCGACAAGUGGAAUACACGUCCAGAACGGACAUUUUGUGGAAAAGUAAGCUGCGAGUCGAGCAAGAUGAGGUUGAAACCAUGAGAGGCAUCAAUAAAAUCCUCUUGGAAAAUAUACUUCCGGCGCAUGUAGCUGAUCACUUUUUAGCCACCAGGACUACGCAGCAGGAACUUUAUCACGAGCGAUAUAGCAGCAUUGCCGUAAUGUUCGCGUCGAUUCCGAACUAUAAAGAGUUUUACGACGAAACCGAUAUAAACAAGCAAGGUCUCGAGUGUCUGCGUCUACUUAACGAAAUCAUUUGUGACUUCGACAAGCUUUUGCUUAAACCGAAAUUCUCAGGGAUCGAGAAGAUCAAGACGAUAGGCAGUACUUACAUGCUGGCGUCAGGCCUAAGCCCGGGAAAGGAGGACAGUGAUAACAAGGAUUUGUUGAAGCAACAAGAUCAUAACGUAAUCGUGCUUGUCGAGUUCGCUAUUGCGCUCAUGGCGAUUCUGGAUCAGAUCAAUAGGGAUUCGUUUCAAAGAUUCAAAUUGAGGAUAGGCUUGAAUCACGGCCCAGUAAUAGCGGGCGUCGUGGGCGCCCAAAAGCCGCAAUACGAUAUUUGGGGAAAUACGGUGAACGUGGCCUCGAGAAUGGACAGUUGCGGCGAAAUGGGUAAGCUACAAGUUACCGAGGACACUGCCAAGAUCCUCAUGGAUGCUGGAUACGAGCUCGUUUGCCGUGGGCCGACGUACGUUAAGGGCAAGGGGACUCUCACUACGUACUUCGUAAAAACACCCUUCGAUGAUAAGGAGGACAACUAUUAAAAUCGAGUUCCGCGAAUCCAGAAACUGACUUGAGCAAUCAAACUUCACUUUGCGAUCGAAAAAAUAAUCUUUUUCACGAUAUUAUUUAGUGAGUCUAAAAACGGAGAAAUGUGUGGCGGAACACGGCGAAGAAUAAUGUGAAAAAUAGGAUUUUACUUAAGCCACUUGUGAAUAUGAAACGAAUGUCUGCCAAAUCGUCGAUUCUCUAAACUUUUAAAUGAUCUACCUGUCGAUGUGCAAUCUUUGUGGAUGUUAGGUUGUAACUUGCAAAUAAAGUUUAACGAAGAGAAAUAAUAUGGCCGAUAUUCGCAAUUCAAUUUUAAAUACAAAAUUCAAUCGCGAAUUGCCGGCUCGUUGCGACGUCAGGAAAGUAAUGUUUUUUCAAAACUUGUCAUGACACUUGAAAGACAGAUAUAAAAAACGUAAUCGAUAAAUAUUACUUCGUGCUUGUCAUUUAAUGUGUAACGGAAUGAGUAAUUGGCAUGAAAAAAAAAAAAAAAA
Pseudomyrmex gracilis is the source of this 4258-nucleotide messenger RNA. RefSeq names its product adenylate cyclase type 2 (gene Adcy2). Lineage: Eukaryota; Metazoa; Arthropoda; Insecta; Hymenoptera; Formicidae. Gene Ontology annotation, biological process: adenylate cyclase-activating G protein-coupled receptor signaling pathway; cAMP biosynthetic process; adenylate cyclase-inhibiting G protein-coupled receptor signaling pathway. Gene Ontology annotation, molecular function: adenylate cyclase activity. The transcript has 19 exons. Gene Ontology annotation, cellular component: plasma membrane. The coding region runs from base 737 to 3757 and encodes 1006 amino acids. The record is from RefSeq and is a predicted model, not a curated record.